Molecule: messenger RNA, 2138 nt
Organism: Pteropus alecto (black flying fox)
Lineage: Eukaryota; Metazoa; Chordata; Mammalia; Chiroptera; Pteropodidae
Gene: TNS4
Product: tensin 4
Exons: 12
Coding region: 1-2136 (711 amino acids)
Molecular function (GO): protein binding
Source: RefSeq, a predicted model, not a curated record
AUGUCACAGGUGAUGUCCAGCCCCCUACUGGCAGGAGGCCAUGCAGUCCGCUUGGCUUCCUGUGAGGAACCCAGGAGGGCCCUGCACCCAGCACCCAGCCCCAGUCUGCCACCCCAGUGCCCUUACUACACCACAGAAGGCUGGGGAGCUCAAGCUUUGAUGGCCUCCAUGCCCUACAAAGAGCCCCCCAACAGGCUCCAGCAGGCCCCACAAGCUGGACCCAAAGCCAGCUGCCUCCUACAGUCCCCUGGUGAGCAGGCCUCAGGGGCCCUGCAGGACCUUGACUCCUACAUUGACUUCUCACUGGAGAGCCUCAACCAGAUGAUUCUGGAACUGGACCCCACCUUCCAGCUGCUCCCCGCAGGGGCUGAGCCCACCCAGAGCACUACCUCAAGGAGGAAGAAAGAGGAGCCUGAAGCCUUGGAUAUAAAGUACAUCGAGGUGACCUCCACCAGAUCAAAGUGUCACGAUGGUCCCCAGCGCUGCUCCAGCCCGUCUGUCACCCCGCCCUUCGGUUCUCCACGCAAUGGCGGCCUCCUCCUUUCCAGGGAUGUCCCCCGAGAGACUCGAAGCAGCAGUGAGAGCCUGAUCUUCUCCGGGAACCAGGGCAGGGGACACCAGCGCCCCUCUCCCCCAUCUGGAGGUCUCUCCUCUCAUCCCCCACCCUCUCCUAGCAUCGCCAUCCCUUGCGUGGGGAACAAGGCCUUGGGCCCCCAUGGCUUGGGUUCCCCAUCGGUGGCUUCUCCAGGCUUGGAGAAGGGGCUGGGGAGCCUGGCCCCACAGCGAGGCAGCAGGGUCUCUGUGCUGUCAGCCAGCCCAGCGUCUGAUGUCAGCUAUGUGUUUGGAAGCUGCCAGUCCCUCCUCCGCUCCAGCAUCUCCAGCCAACAGUCAUAUUCUAGGUCCUUGGAAAGCCCGGCCAGCUCUUCCUCCAGCCUCCACAGCCUUGGCCCAGCGUCCCUGUGUACAAGAGCCAGUGACAUCCAGGUCCCUAACAAUCCCACCCCAAGCAUGGGCCAGCCCAGAGCAACCUACUCCCCACCACUGGCCAAGGAACAUGCCAACAGCUGCCCCCCAUCCAUCACCAACUCCAUGGUGGACAUACCCAUCGUGCUGAUCAAUGGCUGCCCAGAACCAGGGUCUCCCCCAACUCGGCGGACACCAGGACACCAGGACUUUGUCCGACCUGGGGCUGCUUCUGCCAGCAACCCCUAUCCAGCCACCAGGAGCCACAGCCAGACCCUGCCAGAUGCCUCUCCCACCACAACUCCAGAAGGUCCUGCCAGGGACAUGCAGCCCACCAUGAAGUUUGUGAUGGACACCUCUAAAUACUGGUUUAAGCCAAGCAUCACCCGAGAACAAGCAAUCGAGCUGCUGAGGAAGGAGGAGCCAGGGGCUUUUGUUGUGAGGGACAGCUCUUCGUACCGAGGAUCCUUCGGCCUUGCCUUGAAGGUGAAGGAGGUCCCCGAACCUGCCCAGAACCGAUCAGGCGAGGAGAGCAGUGACCUUAUCCGCCACUUCCUCAUCGAGUCUUCCGCCAAAGGAGUGCAUCUCAAAGGAGCGGAUGAGGAGCCCUACUUUGGGAGCCUCUCUGCCUUUGUGUGCCAGCAUUCCAUCAUGGCCCUGGCCCUGCCCUGCAAACUCUCCAUCCCGCAGAAAGAAUUGGGAGGUGGAGAUGGGACCUCAGAUCCCUCUGCAGAUGGCCGAGCCUCUUGCCUAAAGAAAUCAGCAGGCUGCCAUGCCCUGUACCUGAGUUCCGUGAGUGUGGAGACCCUGACCGGAGCCCUGGCCGUGCAGAAGGCCAUCUCGACCACCUUGGAGAGGGACGUUCUCCCCACACCCAUAGUGGUCCACUUCAAAGUCACCGAACAGGGCAUCACCCUGACUGACGUCCAGAGGAAGGUGUUUUUCCGGCGCCAUUACCCCCUCAGCACCCUCCGCUUCUGUGGCAUGGACCCAGAGCAACGGAAGUGGCAGAAGUACCGUAAGCCCUCCUGGAUCUUUGGGUUCGUGGCCAAGAGUCAGACCGAAUCACAGGAGAAUGUGUGCCACCUCUUCGCAGAAUAUGACACGGUCCAGCCAGUCUCGCAGGUCAUCAGCCUGGUGGGUGCUCUGCUGCAGGACACAGAAAGGAUGUAGUG